AUGGCCACCACCAUUGCACCUCCCACCUCCUCGCACUCCGCCGACAACAACCGUCGUCGCUCGCCGCCUCCCCCUUUUCAUUUCCCGCCGGCGGACUCCACAGUCCUCCCGGACCCUUCCGCCUUCUUCUCCCCUUCCCUCCUCUCUUCCCCUCUCCCCACCAACUCCUUCUUCCAGAACUUCACCCUCAACAAUGGCGACAACCCGGAGUACGUUCACCCUUACCUCGUCAAAUCCUCCGGCUCCGCCGUCUCCCUCUGCUACCCUUCCCUCGCCCACACCUCCGAUUCCGUUUCCCAGAUCUUCACCCCCGAUCUCACCCUCAAACCCGACCCGAAUUCCUCCUCCGCGGCGACCCAUCUCAUCACAUCCUACAGCGACCUCAGCGUCACUCUCGAUUUCCCCUCUUCCAAUCUCCGAUUCUUCCUCGUCCGGGGAAGCCCAUUCAUCACUUGCUCCGUCGUCACCGCCGGUAAAACCUCGAUUUCACUCUCCACAGUCCACUCCGUCGUCUCCUGCUGCUCCAGCGAUUCACUCGACAAGCACACCGUUAAAUUGGGCAACAACCAGACCUGGCUCGUUUACUCCUCGUCUCCCGUCAGUUUCAGCCGAAACCCUACUUCGGUCAGCUCCGGCGAGUUCUCUGGCGUAUUGAGGAUUGCGAUUCUGCCCGACCCGACGUCCGAACCCGUUCUCGAUCGGUUCAGCUCCUGCUACCCAGUUUCAGGUGAAGUUGCUUUCACGAAACCCUUCUCUUUAGAUUAUAAAUGGGGGAAGGAAGGGGCGGGGGAAUUACUCAUGCUCGCCCAUCCCCUGCAUCUCAAGCUUUUAUCCCCCAACGAUUGUGGUGUUACUGUGUUGGAAGAAUUGAAGUAUAGGAGUGUGGACGGCGACCUCAUUGGGGUUGUUGGUGAUUCAUGGGUGUUGAAAUCGGACCCUGUUCCCGUUACUUGGCAUUCGAUCAAGGGUGAUAUCAAAGACGAUUGUUUGGGUGAAAUUGUUGCUGCCCUUCGCAAGGAUGUUGAAGGGCUGGAUCCAUCAGCUACAACCACGACGUCUUGUUAUUUUUACGGGAAGUCGGUUGCAAGAGCAGCUAGACUGGCUGUGAUAGCUGAGGAAGUUGGUUGCACUGACGUGAUUCCAGCUGUAGGGAAGUUUUUGAAGGAGAUGAUUGAGCCAUGGUUGGAAGGAUCCUUCAACGGGAAUGGGUUUUUGUAUGAUAGGAAAUGGGGUGGCAUUGUUUCCAAGCAGGGAUUAACCGAUUCCAGUGGCGAUUUUGGGUUUGGUGUGUACAAUGAUCAUCAUUUCCAUCUGAGUUAUUAUCUUUACAGCAUUGCUGUUCUUGCCAAGAUCGACCCGGUCUGGGGGAGGAAGUAUCAGCCACAAGUGUACUCUAUGAUAGCUAGUUUUAUGAACUUCGGACCUGAUUACUCGACUUACACUCGUUUGAGGUGUUUCGAUUUGUACAAGCUGCAUUCUUGGGGUGGAGGGAUGACCGAGUAUGCCGAUGGACGUAACCAGGAGAGCACAAGUGAGGCUGUGAAUGCUUACUAUUCAGCUGCUCUGAUCGGAUUAGCAUAUGGAGACGCCGAACUCGUCGCCACUGCAUCUUGUCUUGCUGCAAUGGAGAUCAAGGCAGCGCAAAUGUGGUGGCAUGUGAGAGAAGAAGGCAAGUUAUACCCGCAAGAGUUCACAGCCGAGAACCGAGUGGUGGGUCUCGUGUGGGCUAACAAGAGGGAGACUAGGCUAUGGUUCGCACCACCGGAGCAGAGAGAGUGCAGGCUUGGCAUUCACCUGCUGCCGUUGCUGCCAAUCACGGAGGUUUUGUUCGCUGAUGUCGAGUACGCGAGACAGCUCGUGAAUUGGACGGUGCCAUCUCUGGAAAGGGGAGACGUCGGAGAUGGCUGGAAAGGAUUUGCGUACGCACUCGAAGCGUUGUAUGACAAAGGGAUAGCACUGGAGAAGGUAAGGAGGUUGAAUGAACAUGAUGAUGGCAACUCUCUUAGUAAUAUGCUGUGGUGGAUCCACAGCAGGUAA
Molecule: messenger RNA, 2037 nt
Organism: Linum tenue
Lineage: Eukaryota; Viridiplantae; Streptophyta; Magnoliopsida; Malpighiales; Linaceae
Source: the annotation of a GenBank genome assembly